AUGUUUCAACAACUAGUCAACGAACAACAAAACAUUGACAUUACACAAGAAAGUAUAAAUAGAUUACAAGAAACGGAUUUGUCAUAUCAUACCUUAAAAAUUGUUAAUCAAAACAAUCCAAAUGAACAGCUCAUGGAUGCCAUUCGUCGUAUUGUAGAUCAGAGUAUUGAUAGAUUUACCAACAACUUCAACAACCGAUUAGCAAACUUCGACAACAACAUCAACAAUCGAUUCGAAAACAUCGACAAUAAUAUUAACAACUUAAAUAACCGAUUAGAAAACAUCGACAACAAUAUCAAUAUUAUAAAAAACAAUCUCACAAUUCUGAACAACAACAUAGUCAACUCAGUCAAUAGUACCAAUAAUAACUUAGCAAUUAUCAACAACAAUUUGAGAACAAUCGACAACAAUCACAAUAUUAGAUCAGCAAUUAUAUUUUUCAACAAUCAGAAUGAAUACAAGAGAGGAAGCAAUGCAAAAUCAAAAAAUCCAUUACAAGGAUUACACAAGACCAUUGCUGGAUUUGGGGUUCAACAACCAUGGUAUUCAAACAACUAUCAAGUACACAACUUUGGCUUGAAUAAUAUUGGUAAUAUACCAGUAAAUGUUGAUUUUAGAAAUAGAGAUCAUACAGAUUUGGUUAUAUCACGUUUGUCGUAUUGGUAUAAUGAAACUUUUGAUAUUGAAGAAGAAGACGACAGAGAUGAAAAGAAUAAUAAAUUUUUUGUUUGGUUGACCAAAUCAUUGGUCAGUGACUUACCUCCACAAGUAAACUUGGAGCCACUUAUACCAACACCACCAUUUGCAGAACUUAUUGCUCAUAUCCCGUUGGAUAAUCAAUAA
Messenger RNA from Heterostelium album PN500, 843 nucleotides. RefSeq lists its product as uncharacterized. The transcript is spliced from 3 exons. The record is from RefSeq and is a predicted model, not a curated record. NCBI's taxonomy places the organism in Eukaryota, Evosea, Eumycetozoa, Acytosteliales, Acytosteliaceae. Bases 1 to 843 code for a protein of 280 amino acids.